Neolamprologus brichardi is the source of this 2515-nucleotide messenger RNA. The record is from RefSeq and is a predicted model, not a curated record. Lineage: Eukaryota; Metazoa; Chordata; Actinopteri; Cichliformes; Cichlidae.
CCUCCCGUUGGGGGAGCUCCUGCCGGCCUCAUGAUGAAGGAGGAAGGCCUGCUUAGUCGUCGCCGUUUCUCCACGUGCGGCGGGACAGCAUCGCUUCGACCUCCACACCCGGACGGACGCAAACUCAUCCGCAAUGCCUCGUUCGGGGGCUAUAACGAGCUGUCACCCAUCUCGCUGCCAGGUUUUGAGAGAGGGAAGGAGGACCUCUUGCCACUGCCUUUGAAAGAGGACUCUCAUUCCAUAUCUAAGAGCAAGUCUGAAACAAAGCUGUACAAUGGUUCAGACAAGGAUGUGUCGGCGUCUGGGGGGAAGCUCACCAAAAAGGAGUCCCUCAAGGUGCAGAAGAAGAACUACAGGGAAGAAAAGAAGAGGGCAACCAAGGAGCUGCUCAGCACCAUCACUGAUCCUUCUGUCAUCGUCAUGGCCGACUGGCUAAAGAUCCGUGGCACUCUGAAAAGCUGGACCAAGCUGUGGUGUGUGCUGAAGCCAGGCGUCCUGCUCAUCUACAAAACUCACAAAAACGGGCAGUGGGUGGGAACGGUGCUGCUCAAUGCCUGCGAGCUCAUCGAAAGGCCCUCCAAGAAGGACGGCUUCUGCUUCAAGCUCUUUCACCCCCUGGAGCAGUCCAUCUGGGCUGUCAAGGGUCCUAAAGGAGAAGCAGUUGGCUCCAUCACGCAGCCGUUACCCAGCAGCCACCUCAUUUUCCGUGCUGCCUCUGAGUCUGAUGGCCGAUGCUGGAUGGAUGCCUUGGAGCUGGCCCUGAAGUGCUCCAGCCUGCUGAAGAGGACCAUGAUCCGUGAGGGGAAGGAUGACAUGAGCACUGUAGGCACUGGUGGGGAACACUCCAUUAAUUUCUACAGCCUCCUCAGAGCCCACAACAUACACGGUUUCCAGUUCAAUGACAGCGACCAUUUGAAAGACCCGGACCUGUACUCGGACAAGUCAGAUCGGGAAGGAGAGCAGGACCACGAGGAGUCAGAUCCAGAGGGGCUGGAGAAAAGUGAGGAGAGUGACAGCGACACAUCAGAGCGUCAGGAUGACUCGUACAUUGACCUGGACCCAAAUGAGCAUCUGCGUGAAACCCCAUACCUGGAACAGUCCCAGGAAGAGUUAGGAGAGGCUGGUGAAGCUGCUCAGACAGAAACUGUAUCAGAGGAGAACAAGUCUCUGAUCUGGACCCUGCUGAAGCAGGUUCGGCCUGGCAUGGACCUGUCUAAGGUUGUGUUACCCACUUUUAUCCUGGAGCCAAGAUCCUUUCUGGACAAACUCUCUGAUUACUACUUCCAUGCAGACUUCCUGUCAGACCUGCAGAUAGUGGCAUCAGACUGUAUCCUGUAUGGAACCAUGACUCUGGAGCUGGGUGGUCAUGUCACCAUUGCUUGUGAGAAAACAGGCUACAGUGCACAGCUGGAGUUCAAACUGAAGCCUUUCCUGGGCAGCAGUGACUGUGUUAAUCAAAUCUCUGGAAAGAUCAAGCUGGGAAAGGAGGUGUUAGCUACACUAGAAGGACACUGGGAUAGUGAGAUCUUCAUUAAUGAUAAGAAGACUGGGAUAGUGGACACUUUCUGGAACCCCACGACGGAGCUGAGGCAGAGCCGACUGACUCGUUGCACCGUCCCACUAGAGGAGCAGGGAGAGUCUGAGGCAGAAAGACUGUGGCAACACGUGACACGAGCCAUCAACAACAAGGACCAGACCGAAGCCACCAAUGAGAAGUUCAUACUGGAGGAAGCUCAGAGGAAGUCGGCGCGUGAGCGGAAAGCCAAAUGUGAGGAGUGGAGUCCUGCCCUGUUCGAGCAGGACCCCAUCACCGGAGAGUGGCAUUACAAAUAUGCCGACACAAGGCCUUGGGAUCCACUCAACGACCUGAUCCAGUUCGAGAAAGAUGGCUGCAUCCAGACCAAGGUCCGACACCGCACCCCUAUGGUAACGGUGCCAAAGAGGAAACACAAGAGUGACAAGCCCAAGAGCCCAGAGAGCGGCUGCUCCUCACCUGAACCCGACCACCAGGACUCAUCCGGCAGCGAACGACACAAAAGCAAGCAUAACAAUCGGCUGAGGAAAAAAGGAGCAGACCUCAGCGAACUUCAAAGUGCCAUUGAAUCCAUAAAGCAGACGCAGGAGGACAUUAACAGGACCAUCACCGUGCUGCGGAGUCGUGCAGCGAGCCGGGUGGAGGGCAGCUCCUUCCUCCAGCAGCGUGACUACAUCAUCAUCAUUUUUCUCAUCUUCCUUCAGGUCCUGAUCAACUACAUCUUCAAGUAGCAGCCAUACCCCCAGAGACAGCGAUGUCCUCGCACUCACACGCCCUCUGAGCCUCGUGGGGGCGGACUCAGACUUCAACAGUCCUCUCCAACUCUCUUCUCCUCUGUCUUUAUUAGACUCACUCACAUGUAUCCAGAAAAGCAGACUCUUCAACACAAAGAGAGACUUUUUAAAAACAUAUUUAUUUGGAACCAGUCUUUUGGAAAAUCUGGAGAGAUCCUCAGAUUUCAAAGUGGAGAGGAGCAGCGGU